UAUCAGAUUUUAAGAAUAUGGCCGAGCAAUGUGGUUAUGACAAGGAGUCAGUGGUAUUUUGGUACAAGUAUGGUUUAGACCUUUAUAAGGUUCGGUUAGUUGGUAGCAACACUGAAGCUGCUAGAGUUGCUACUUGCGUUCCAAAGGAGAGAGUAGUUGAGAUAUAUUUUGAACAUUUGGAUUUCUAUGGUGAUAAAAAUCAACAUCACGAGGAAAUGGAAAUGAAUUCUUUGCCAACAAUUGAUGUAGGAGCAAACAGUGAUGAUUCUCAUGAUGGUGAUUUUGAAGAUUCUGAUUAUACCUUGGAGGAUGAUGAUAUAUUAUUCUCCAAAAUUGUUGAUCCUUCAGCUGAAUCUUUUGGGAUCAGUAUACAUGGAAAAAAUAGAAAAAAUAAUGAAAAACAAGAUUAUGUAAGUGAAGAGAUGCAAAGAAAGAUGCAGAAUGAGGAAGGUGACUCGGAUUGUGUAUAUUCUGAUGAUUUAAAGAGUUUGAAUAGUGACUGUGAUUCUGAAAAUGAAGAUUGUGACUUCCCCAAACACAACCCAAAAACUGAUGCUCUGAAUCCCAAAUUAGUGUUGGGAAUGAUAUUUGGUAAUAAAAAAGAGUUUAAGAAGCUGUGAUUGCAAAUCAAGCCACAAUAGGAAAGUCAAUCGAGUGGAUUAAAGAUGACAGAGAAAGAUCUAGGGCUAAAUGCAGAAAGCCUGGAUGUAAGUGGAAGAUAUUGGGCUCACUAAUGCAAAGGGACACAAUAUCUUUCCAAAUAAAGACGUUUGAGUCCGAGCAUACCUGUUUUGGAUGGAAUUACAACAAUGAAGUGUCAAUGCUAGCUGGAUUGCAAGGAGGUAUGUUGAUAGAAUUAAAUCAAAUAAGACUUGGAAAGUAUCAGAAUUCAGAGAUACGGUGAGUAGAGAAUUACAACUGCAUGUGAGUAUGCAUCAAGCAAGAAGGGCAAAGGAAAAGGCUAUUGCAAUGGUCGAUGGACAUAUAAAUGAUCAGUUUAGUAUAUUAUGGGAUUAUUGCAAUGAAAUUGUUAGAAGCAAUCCUGGGACUUCUGUUUUCAUGAAACUAACUCCAAAUGAAACUCCUAACAAGCCGAUGAGUUUUCAAAAAUUUUAUGUUUGCUUUGCAGCUUGUAAAUCUGGUUUCAAGGCUGGUUGUAGGAAAAUUGUUGGAGUCGAUGGGUGUUGGCUUAAGGGUACUAUGUAUGAGGCACAAUUACUGUCGGCAGUUACUUUGGACGGAAAUAGCAACAUCUUUCCAAUAGCUUAUGCAGUUGUCGAGAAGGAAAAUAAGAAAACAUGGCAAUGGUUCUUAACCUAUUUGAUGAAUGAUCUUGAAAUUGAAGAGCAGUACUUGUGGACUUUUAUGUCAGAUAAACAAAAAGGACUCCUUGAAGCUUUUGAAAAAGUGUUGCCCGGCGUUUCUCAAAGAUUUUGUGUGCGACAUUUGCAUACCAAUUUCAAGAGAGCUGGGUAUAGUGGCAUGGCUUUAAAAAAUGCUCUUUGGAAGGCAGCUUCAGCAAGAACUAUUGACAGGUUUGAUGCUUGUAUGGCUGAUUUAUUUGAAUUGGAUAAAGAUGCAUAUGAGUGGCUUUCUACUAAAUUGCCUAGUGAAUGGUCAAGAUAACAUUUCUCUUCGCUUCCCAAGUGUGAUAUUCUGUUGAAUAACUUGUGUGAGGUGUUUAAUAAGUUUAUUCUUGAUGCGAGAGAUAAACCAAUUCUAAAACUUUUAGAGACUAUUAGGCACUUGCUCAUGGCCAGAAUUAAUUCAAAUAGAGAGAAAGCUAAAAAGAUGGAAUUUGGGUGACAUAUGUCCUACUAUCAAGAAGGCGUUGGCCAAAACUAUGAAGGAUGCUGCUAGUUAUAUUCCUAAAAAGUCAACACAUGGAAUUACGAAGUCAUUGGGCCUAUGGAAGGUGACGCCUGGGCUGUUGACUUAUAUAACAAAACAUGCAGCUGUAGGAAAUGGGAACUUUCAGGAAUUCCUUGUAAGCAUGCUAUAUCAGCUAUUUGGUUGAAAAAGGAUGAGGUUCUAGACUAUGUUGAUGAUCGAAACAUAUAGAAAAAUUUAUGAAGUUUCCAUAUUGCCUAUGAAUGGCUCUUGAAGAAGAAGAAGAAAGCGAGAAAACAAAAAUUAAGAAGGAAAGAAGAAGAUGAGCCAGGAGCUAGUAGGACGAAGUUAAAAAAGAGACAAAAACCAAUUGAUUGUAAGAAAUGUGGCAGACCUGGCCAUAACAGUAGAACGUGCACUUCUUCCUUAAAUACUGUUGAAAUUCAUCCAUCGGACUACCCUUGUAGUUUGGACUCCAUUAUGACCGAGGGAGCAACAAGUUCUCAUAAUGUUGAAAAACUACCGGUUAGAAGAGGUACAUCGCAGGUUAUCCAACAAAGUUACAUCUUUCUGUCAUCUCAACAAGGCGACAAUUGUUGAAGAAUUGUGCCUCCUUAUUUUAUUGAAGAAAUACUGAUAUUUUCUUGUCUUUAAUUCGUGUUGUUGGUGUUUGGAUCUUUUGAUUUUCUGAUUUCUAUGUUAAUAUAAUGCUGCUGGUUUUAUCUUUAA
This is a messenger RNA of Nicotiana attenuata, 2559 nucleotides long. RefSeq lists its product as uncharacterized. Bases 18 to 620 code for a protein of 200 amino acids. The record is from RefSeq and is a predicted model, not a curated record. Lineage: Eukaryota; Viridiplantae; Streptophyta; Magnoliopsida; Solanales; Solanaceae. The transcript is spliced from 2 exons.